Messenger RNA from Cygnus atratus (black swan), 1870 nucleotides. Its product is annotated as zinc finger protein 501-like. Gene Ontology annotation, biological process: regulation of transcription by RNA polymerase II. The record is from RefSeq and is a predicted model, not a curated record. The transcript has 3 exons. The coding region runs from base 148 to 1437 and encodes 429 amino acids. Gene Ontology annotation, molecular function: RNA polymerase II cis-regulatory region sequence-specific DNA binding; DNA-binding transcription factor activity, RNA polymerase II-specific. Lineage: Eukaryota; Metazoa; Chordata; Aves; Anseriformes; Anatidae.
CCGCAGGAGGGCCGCGGGCCGCCGCCCGCCAUUUUCCGCCUCCCUCAGAGGCGCGGGCGCCGCCCGCCAUUGGCCGUCGCCAUCACGUGUUCCCCGCACACAGCGGCUGCGGGGAGCCGCCGCGGACCCCCCGGAGCGGAGCCGGCCAUGAUCUCCCACGCGGACCGGGAGGAAGAGCUGCGGUCCUCCCGCCUGCGCGCGGUCGAAGGGAAGGCAGCUCUGAAUGGCAGCCGUCCAGCUGAGGAAGGGAUUUCGAGCAAGAAAGAGGAGGAUCCCCACCAGGGCAUUCCUGGGCCAGGGAAGCCCAAGGGCUUACUGUCAGAACUAUCCAAGGAGAAGAGUUCCCAGAGUAUUGCACAUGACCAAGUUCCCCCCCACAGGUCAGAAAGGGUUCAGAGACCUCCCCUGGGGAGGAGUCAAAGUCGAGUGAUGCUGCAUGGAAAAAGUUUCAGGAGGCUGCCUGAUACCAUCCAGCAGAGAAAUCCUGCUGCGGGGAGACUGACGAUAUGUGGGGACUGUGGGAAGAGCUUCCGGGUGAGCUCCAACCUCAUCCAGCAUCGGAGAAUCCACACUGGAGAGAAACCCUUCACCUGCUCCGACUGCGGGGAGAGCUUCCGGCAGCGAUCGCACCUCAUCCAGCACCAGAGGAUCCACACUGGGGAGAGGCCCUACGAGUGCACCGAGUGCGGGAAGAGCUUCAGCAUGAGCUCCAAGCUGAUCCGGCACCAGAUAACCCACACCGGGGAGAAGCCCUACAAGUGUGCCGAGUGCGGGAAGAGCUUCUCUGGGAACUCGCAGCUCGUCCAGCACCAGCGAGUGCACACCGGGGAGAAACCCUACAAGUGCAGUGACUGCGGGAAGAGCUUCAGCGUGAGCUCAGCCCUGACACGACACCAGCGGGUCCACACUGGGGAGAAACCCUACGAGUGCGCAGAGUGCGGGAAGAGCUUCAGCCAGAGCUCUGAGCUGAUGAAGCACCAGCGGGUCCACACUGGGGAGAAGCCCUACGAGUGCUCCGAGUGCGGGAAGAGCUUCACGGUGAGUUCUGCCCUCAUCCAGCACCGGCGGUUCCACCUGGGCGAGCGCCCCUACGGGUGCACCGAGUGCGGGAAGAGCUUCACGGUGAGCUCCCACCUCAUCCAGCACCGCCGCUUCCACACUGGGGAGCGCCCCUUCGAGUGCACCGAGUGCGGGAAGAGCUUCCUGUGGAGAUCAGCCCUGCUCCGCCACCACAGGGUCCACACAGGAGAGAGGCCCUAUGCCUGCGCGGACUGCGGGGACAGCUUUCGGCAGAGUGCCCACCUCAUCCAGCACCGGCGCACCCACACCGGGGAGCGGCCCUACGCCUGUGCUGACUGCGGGAAGGGCUUCACCGUGAGCUCUGCGCUCCUCCGGCACCAGCAGAUCCACAGGGCCGGGGAGCCCCAGGAGGGGUGAGAGUGGGGUGCAGUUAGGUCUGGUGCCCAGUGACAUCCCCGGGGAGCAAAGCCCAGCGUCGCUCUCCCUUCGCUCUGUCGAUUGCCCCGCUGAUGGAGAGUGAAGGCAAUUUCUUUUGAGGAGAAUGGAAAGGAGAUUCUUCAGGAGGUCCUAAAAAGUAGAGGUGGAAGAAAGGGAGAGUGGGUGCAGAGAGCUGAACUGGAGGUGUGAUGCCGUGGCGGGAGGAGGUGGUGUUCAGAGGGGUGGCGCUGAGGGGAGACAGGAGGGCGGCCGUUCGGGCAGCGUGGAAUAUUCCCAGUGGUGUGUUUUAGAGGAGGGGAGAUCCCGUGCCUUUGGAGAACGUACAGGGGGAAGUAAACGGACCGUCUUAGAGCCUGCGAACCGCUGACGAGGUAAACAAAAAGACUCGCCAAUAAAGCUUUCACCACACCGC